AUGGCCGCGCGAGCACUCGCCGCAGCUGCCAUCGGCCGCCGGGCGGCCAGGGAGACCAGGCCGCCCCUUCUCGCCUCCUGCAGGAAUCGCUCGGCCAGCGCGCAGCGUGUGGAGGAGGCCGCGGCGCCGGCGAUGACUACCGGGGAGCAGGUGGAGGCGGCGCUCAACACCAAGAACGUGGAGGUGCUCCAGGGCGAGGAGCACGUCGCGACGGUGCUCCCCGACGAGACCAUCGAUAUCGACAUCGGAGCUGGCGAGGACGCGUCGUGGGUGCCCGACCAGGAGACGGGCGUCUUUGUCCCCGCCGACGCCGACACCACCGCCACCCACGGUCCACCCGGCGACAUGCCCACGGCGGGUGGGUCGGUGCUGGACCAGGCGGUGUUCCUCCGGGAGGAGGAGAUGGAGGACGUCGAGAGGCCCGCCGUCGACAUGGCCAAUGGCAACGACUGUAGCGAGAAGUACUAG
Messenger RNA from Lolium rigidum, 468 nucleotides. RefSeq lists its product as uncharacterized. The coding region runs from base 1 to 468 and encodes 155 amino acids. The record is from RefSeq and is a predicted model, not a curated record. Lineage: Eukaryota; Viridiplantae; Streptophyta; Magnoliopsida; Poales; Poaceae. The transcript is spliced from 2 exons.